CGACCCCUCUCACAAGUCCCCACCAUUCCCUUCCCUUAGCUGUUAUUGCCUUCUUGUCUCUCCCCUGCUUCCCCAAUUUUUAUUUUUACGUUUUUUCCUCAUAUCAAACCAAAACCAGCAGCCACCGCUCAGAGAAUCUUCAGACACCCCCUCCCCCCAAAAUCUGGAACAACCAAGAAGACGAAAAUGCCUGGCACCACUAUUGUUGAGCCUUUAGAUUUGGUUGGUCUCCAAAUUCCUUAUCAUUUCAGGUGCCCCAUCUCCCUCGAGCUCAUGCGUGACCCUGUCACCGUCUGCACCGGCCAAACCUACGACCGUUCCAGCAUUGAGUCCUGGGUCGCCACCGGCAACACCACUUGUCCCGUCACUCGUGCUCCCCUCUCUGAUUUCACUUUUAUUCCUAACCAUACCCUUCGCCGUCUUAUUCAAGAUUGGUGUGUAGAGAACCAGGCUUUUGGUAUACAGAGGAUUCCCACGCCUAAGCAACCUGCCGACCCGGUUAUGGUUCGGGCUUUGUUGACUCAAGCUUCGGCGGUUUCCAGUCCGUUUCAGCCUCGUCUUUCGGCUCUGCGUCGACUUAAGGGACUGGCAAGAGACUCGGAUAAGAACCGGUCCGUUAUUUCUUCACAUGACGCACGUGAGGUACUGAUAGAUAUCGUGUUUUCGGAUACGGGCUCGUCGGAUUUGAGCGUGGAGGCGCUUGCGGUUUUAGUGAUGUUUCAACUCAAUGAAUCCGAGUGCGAGUCGAUCGGUUCGGAUCCCAACAGAGUGGUCUACCUGUCGCGUAUGUUGUUCCAUUCCUCGAUCGAAGUACGAAUUAACUCGGCUUCACUCAUCGAAAACGUUCUCUCCGGCACGAGAUCGCCGGAUCUUCGAGCUCAGAUAAGCAAUGCGGAUGAGAUAUUCGAAGGCGUCGUGGACAUAUUAAGGAACCUCAACUCUUAUCCUCGCGCGCUGAGAAUCGGCGUUCGGGCUCUCUUCGCCUUGUGCUUAGUGAAGCAAACGAGGCACAAAGCCGUCCAAGCCGGAGCUCCGGCGACGUUGAUCGACCGGUUGGCUGAUUUGGACAAGUGCGAUGCCGAACGAGCUCUGGCGACGAUAGAGUUGUUGUGCCGGAUCCCCUCGGGGUGUUCGGCGUUCGCGGCGCACGCGCUGACGGUCCCGUUGCUGGUAAAAACGAUACUGAAGAUCUCGGACAGGGCUACGGAGUACGCGGCGGGUGCACUGAUGGCGCUGUGCUCGGAGUCGGAAGGGAGCCAGAGGGAGGCGGUGAGCGCGGGGGUUCUGACACAGCUGCUAUUGCUGGUUCAAAGUGAUUGUACGGAGAGGGCGAAGAGGAAGGCCCAAAUGCUUCUUAAGUUGCUUCGGGAUUCGUGGCCCGAAGAUUCCAUCGGCAAUUCGGAUGAUUUUGCUUGCAGUGAAAUCGUACCCUUUUGACCAUCCCUCUCGCCUCACACCGAAAAGUUUGUAACAGAAAAAUAUAAGCCUUUUAAAUUCCGAUAAUACCUACAACAUUUUUUAAGAGAUGGGUGUAUAUAAACAAGGAUUGUAAUUUUUGUUAAGCAAAGCAAAUGAAUCAUACGUCUGUUUUCCUGGAAA
This is a messenger RNA of Gossypium raimondii (Peruvian cotton), 1599 nucleotides long. Its product is annotated as U-box domain-containing protein 26. The transcript has a single exon. NCBI's taxonomy places the organism in Eukaryota, Viridiplantae, Streptophyta, Magnoliopsida, Malvales, Malvaceae. Bases 187 to 1437 code for a protein of 416 amino acids. The record is from RefSeq and is a predicted model, not a curated record. Gene Ontology annotation, molecular function: ubiquitin protein ligase activity. Gene Ontology annotation, biological process: protein ubiquitination.